AUGCUACAAAAUUUAAUACUUUUCUUCCUUGGAUUGGUGGUUCAAAAUUUCUGCUCUCCACCAGAAACUGCAGAGCAGACGAAAAGAUGUGAUAAGAAGUCUCUGCUUAUAAUGAGGACUGAGUGCCAAUCCUGCUCACUCAACUUUGGAAUCAAGUGCCCAGAUGGUUACACCAAGGUCACCAAUGGCUCCAUGGGGGUUCGAGACUGCAGGUAUACCUUUGAGGUCAGAACGUACUCGCUGUCUCUCCCCGGAUGUCGCCACAUCUGUAGGAAGACCUAUCUCCAGCCUCAGUGCUGUCCAGGCCACUGGGGCCCAGAUUGCAUGGAGUGCCCAGGAGGAGCGAGUUCCCCCUGCAGCGGCAGAGGCAGUUGUGCAGAAGGCAUGGGAGGAAAUGGAAGCUGCUCAUGCCAAAAAGGGUUUGGUGGAACAGCCUGUGAAACCUGUGCUGAUGACAAUUUAUUUGGACCCAACUGCUCAGCAGUGUGCAGCUGCGUGCAUGGAGUAUGCAUCAGUGGGAUAGCCGGCAAUGGAACUUGUGAGUGCCACUCUGCCUACACGGGCCCCAACUGUGACAAGCCCAUCCCUGAAUGUGCAGCUUUGCUCUGCCCACAAAAUUCCAGAUGUUCCCCUUCCAGUGAAGAUGAAACAAAACUGGAAUGCAAGUGCCUUCCCAGUUACAAAGGCAAUGGCCAAUUCUGCGAGCCCAUCAAUCCAUGCUUACAAAACAUCUGCCACCCUCAUGCUCGUUGCACAUACCUGGGACCAAAUCGGCACAGUUGCACAUGCCAAGAAGGCUACCACGGGGAUGGCCAUGUGUGCUUACCAGUCGACCCCUGCCAAACUAACUUUGGACACUGCCCUACGAAGUCUACAGUGUGCAUAUAUGAUGGGCCUGGACAGUCUCACUGUGAGUGUAAGAAACAUUACCACAACUUCGAACCUGGAGUGGGGUGCAGUGUGACCGAUAUCUGCGCAUCUAAUAACCCCUGUCAUAGGAAUGCAAACUGCACCACCAUCGCACCGGGCCAAACCAAAUGCACAUGCCAGAAAGGUUACGUGGGCGAUGGCUCAAUGUGUUAUGGAAACAUCAUGGAGCGACUCAGAGAAUUGAACACUGAACCCAGAGGAAAAUGGCAAGGAAGGCUGACUUCUUUCAUCUCGCUCCUGGACAAAGCCUAUGCCUGGCCGCUAAGUAAUCUGGGACCGUUCACGGUGCUGUUGCCGACAGACAAAGGCCUGAAAGGACUCAAUGUAAAAGAGCUUUUGAUGGAUAACGAGGCUACUCAGUACUUCGUGAAACUCCACAUAAUUGCCGGGCAGAUGAACACUGAGCAAAUGAAUAACACAGACACAUUCUAUACCCUGUCUGGAAGGUCAGGGGAAAUCUUCAACGAUGAUAAGGACAAUCAACUAACGCUUAAACUCUACGGAAGCAAAAAGAAUGUAAAAAUCAUACAGGGGAACAUAAUUGCUUCCAAUGGGCUCCUGCAUAUCCUCGACAGAGCCAUGGACAAGAUGGCGCCCACAUUUGAGAGCAACUCUGAGCAAACCAUAAUGACAAUGCUACAGCCAAGAUACAGCAAGUUCAGGUCUUUGUUAGAGAAAACCAAUGUGGGACAUGCCUUAGAUAAGGAUGGAGUUGGUGGACCAUACACCAUUUUUGUUCCAAGUAAUGAAGCACUGAAUAACAUGAAGGACGGCACUCUCGAUUACCUUCUUUCUCCAGAGGGAUCUUGGAAGCUUCUAGAACUCAUCAGAUACCACAUUGUCCCAUUUACCCAGCUUGAAGUGGCCUCCCUCAUUUCGACCCCUCACAUUAGGAGCAUGGCCAACCAGAUCAUCCAGUUUAAAACAACCGAAAAUGGACAGAUUCUGGCAAACGAUGUGGCGAUGGAAGAAAUUGAGGUCACUGCCAAGAACGGCCGAAUCUACACACUGACUGGAGUUCUAAUUCCUCCCUCCAUCGUCCCAAUUCUGCCCCACCGAUGCGAUGAAACAAAGAGAGAGAUAAAACUGGGCACUUGUGUAAGCUGUUCUCUGGUGCACUGGAGCAAAUGUCCUGCUAACUCCGAGCCCACAGCACUUUUCACACACAGAUGCGUCUACACCGGCAAAACAAGGAGCCUGAAGAGUGGCUGUGCCAAAUACUGCAAUGCCACUGUGAAGGUACCAAAGUGCUGCAAAGGCUUCUAUGGGUCUGACUGCAACCAGUGUCCAGGAGGCUUCUCGAACCCGUGCUCGGGAAAUGGACAGUGCGCAGAUGGCCUUGGUGGCAAUGGGACGUGCAUCUGCCAGGAUGGCUUCCAAGGCUCCCAGUGUCAGUUCUGUUCGGAUCCCAAUAAAUAUGGACCUCGGUGUGACAAAAAAUGUCUCUGCAUUUAUGGAACAUGUGAUAACAGGAUUGACGGUGAUGGAGCCUGCCUCGCUGGCACAUGCAGAGACGGCUCCACUGGGAGAUUCUGCCACAAGCAGACCUCAGCCUGUGGGCCCUAUGUGCAGUUCUGUCACAUCCAUGCCACUUGUGAAUACAGCAAUGGGACAGCGAGCUGUGUUUGCAAAGCUGGAUAUGAAGGGGACGGAAGCCUCUGCUCGGAGUCAGACCCUUGCUCGGGAUUAACCCCUGGGGGCUGCAGCCGCAACAAUGAGUGUGAGUGCAAGGAAGGAUUUCGAGGCAAUGGGAUUGACUGUGAACCAAUAACUUCAUGCUUAGAACAAACUGAGAAAUGUCAUCCACUGGCAACUUGUCAGUUUACUUCUUCUGGCAUCUGGAGCUGUGUCUGUCAAGAGGGCUAUGAAGGAGACGGCUUUCUGUGCUAUGGCAAUGCAGCAGUGGAAUUGUCAUUUCUCUCCGCGGCAGCUCUAUUUAACCAGUGGAUAAAUAACGCUUCUCUGCAACCCAUACUGUCCGCCGCCUCAAACCUCACUGUCCUGGUGCCUUCUCAACAAGCUAUUGAGGACAUGGACCAAGAUGAGAAAGCCUUUUGGUUGUCCAAGAGCAAUAUUCCCACCCUAAUAAAAUAUCACACGCUACGAGGCACCUACGGAGUGGCAGACCUACAGACUCUGUCAUCUUCUGAUGUGCUGGCAACAUCUUUGCAGGGCAACUUUCUUCGCCUGGCAAAAAAAGAUGGGAACAUCACAAUCGAAGGAGCAUCCAUCGUUGAUGGUGACAACGCGGCCACAAAUGGAGUGAUACACAUCAUCAACAAGGUUCUGGUUCCCCAAAGAGGUCUAACUGGCUCCUUACCAAACCUGCUCACCCGGCUGGACCAGAUGCCCGACUACUCCAUCUUCCGGGGCUACAUCAUUCAAUUUAACCUGGCGAAUGCAAUCGAAGCUGCUGAUGCUUACACAGUGUUUGCUCCAAACAAUGACGCCAUUGAGAAUUACAUCCGGGAAAAGAAGGUCACAACUCUAGAGGAGGACAUACUCAGGUAUCACGUGGUCUUGGAGGAGAAACUACUGAAGAAUGACCUGCAUAACGGCAUGCACCGAGAGACCAUGCUGGGUGUCUCCUACCUCCUCAGCUUCUUUCUCCAUGGUGACCAGCUCUAUGUAAAUGAAGCUCCGAUAAACUACACCAAUGUAGCCACUGACAAGGGAGUGAUCCAUGGCUUGGGGAAGGUUCUGGAAAUUCAGAAGAAUAGAUGCGAUAAUAGCAACACUACUAUUGUACGAGGCAAGUGUGGGAAGUGUCCCCAGCAGCCGAUCUGCCCAUUUGGAAGUAAACCUCUAGGCGAAGAGACGAUGAAAUGUAUCUAUACCAUUUAUUUCAUGGGCAAGCGGUCCGUGUUCAUAGGGUGCCGGGUGAAAUGCGUGAAAACUGUCAUCACGAGAGAGUGCUGUGCGGGCUUCUUUGGCCCGCAGUGCCAGCCCUGCCCAGGGAAAGCCCAGAACGUCUGCUUUGGGAACGGGAUCUGCUUGGACGGAGUGAACGGCACGGGCGUGUGCGAGUGCGGGGAGGGCUUCAGCGGGACAGCCUGCGAGACGUGCGUGGAGGGCAAGUACGGAAUUCACUGCGACCAAGAGUGUUCUUGUGUUCAUGGGAGAUGCAACCAAGGACCCUCGGGUGACGGCUCCUGCGAAUGUGACGUUGGCUGGCGAGGAGUGAAAUGUGACAGAGAGAUCACAAAAGAUAACUGCAAUGGGACAUGCCACACCAGUGCCAACUGCCUCCUCAACCCAGAUGGCACAGCCUUGUGCAAAUGUGCAGCGGGAUUCCAAGGGAACGGGACCAUCUGCACAGCAAUCAAUCCCUGCGAAAUCAGCAACGGAGGUUGCUCUGCCAAGGCCGACUGUAAAAGAACCAUGCCAGGAAGCCGAACGUGUGUGUGCAAGGCAGGCUAUACUGGAGAUGGCAUCGUGUGCAUAGAGAUCAACCCGUGUCUGGAGAACCACGGUGGCUGUGACAAGAAUGCAGAGUGCACGCAGACCGGACCCAACCAGGCCGUCUGUAACUGUUUGCCGAAGUACACCGGAGACGGGAAAGACUGCUCGCUCAUCAAUACCUGCUUAACUAAAAACGGUGGCUGUAGCGAAUUUGCUAUCUGCAAUCACACUGGACAAGAAGAAAGGACCUGCACUUGCAAGCCGAACUACAUUGGGGACGGGUUUACCUGCCGUGGCAACAUCCACCAGGAGCUCCCCAAGAACCCAAAAACUUCUCAGUAUUUCUUCCAGUUGCUGGAACAUUCUGUACGGGACCUGGUUGGUUCAGGCCCCUUCACCGUUUUUGCACCUUUAUCUACAGCCUUUGAUGAGGAACCCCGGAUUAAAGACUGGGACAAACAGGGCCUAAUGCCCCAGGUUCUUCGGUAUCAUGUGAUUGCCUGCCACCAGCUGCUCCUGGAAAACCUGAAAUCGACCCCAAAUGCCACUUCGCUCCAAGGGGAGUCAAUCGUCAUCUCCGUCUCUCAGGACACUGUGUAUAUAAAUAAUAAAGCUAAGAUCAUAUCCAGUGAUAUCAUCAGUACCAAUGGAAUCAUCCAUAUCAUAGACAAAGUGCUGUCACCUCAAAACAUGCUUAUCACCCCUCAAGAUGCCUCCGGAAGGAUUCUGCAAAACCUUACGACAGUGGCAAUAAACCAUGGCUACAUCAAAUUUAACAACUUAAUACAGGGUGCGGGCUUGCUGAGCAUCAUCUCUGAUCCUAUCCACACCCCCGUCACCCUCUUCUGGCCCACUGACCAAGCCCUCCAAGCCCUACCCGCUGAACAACGGGAUUUCCUGUUCAACCAAGAUAACAAGGACAAGCUGAAGGAGUAUUUGAAGUUCCACGUGAUCCGGGAUGCCAAGGUUUCAGCGGCGGAUCUCCCUAGAUCUACUGCCUGGAAAACCCUGCAAGGUUCAGAGCUGAGUGUGAAGUGCGGAGCUGGCAGUGACAUUGGCGAGCUCUUCCUGAACGACCAAACAUGCAGAAUUGUACAGCGGGAGCUCUUGUUUGACCUGGGUGUGGCCUAUGGCAUUGACUGUCUACUGAUUGAUCCCACCCUGGGAGGCCGCUGUGACACUUUUGCCACAUUCAAUGUCUCGGGGGAUUGUGGGAGCUGUGUCUAUACUCCCAGCUGCCCAAGGUGGACGAAACCAAAGGGUGUGAAGCAGAAGUGUCUGUACAACCUGCCCUUCAAGAGGAACCUGGAAGGCUGCCGGCAGCAGUGUGCCCUGGUGAUACAGCUCUCCAGGUGCUGCAAGGGCUACUUCGGGAGAGACUGUCAGGCCUGCCCCGGAGGACCGGACACCCCAUGUAAUAACCGGGGUGUCUGCCUCGAUCAGUACUCGGCCACUGGAGAAUGUAAAUGCAACACCGGCUUCAAUGGGACGGCGUGUGAGCUGUGCUGGCCAGGGAGAUUUGGGCCUGACUGUCAGCCCUGUAGCUGCUCAGACCACGGACAGUGUGAUGAAGGGAUCACAGGCUCCGGGCAGUGCCUCUGUGAAGCAGGAUGGACAGGCCGCUUCUGUGACACUCGGGCAGUUCUGCCCCCAGUGUGCACACCUCCUUGUUCUGCUCACGCCACCUGUAAGGAGAACAACACGUGUGAGUGUAACCUGAAUUACGAAGGAGAUGGACUAACGUGCACAGUUGUGGAUUUCUGCAAACAGAACAACGGGGGCUGUGCCAAGGUCGCCAAGUGCUCCCAGAAGGGCACAAAGGUGUCCUGCAGCUGCUCGAAGGGGUACCAAGGGGAUGGCCACAGCUGCACAGAGAUAGACCCCUGUGCGGACGGCCUCAACGGCGGGUGUCAUGAGCAUGCCACCUGCAAGAUGACCGGCCCGGGCAAGAAGAAGUGCGAAUGUAAAAGUCAUUACGUGGGGGACGGGCUGGACUGCGAGCCAGAGCAGCUGCCCAUUGACCGCUGCUUACAAGACAACGGGCAGUGCCACGCCGAUGCCAGCUGUGCCGACCUGCAUUUCCAGGAUUCCACCGUUGGCGUGUUCCAUCUUCGCUCUCCACUGGGCCAGUACAAGCUGACCUUUGACAAAGCCAAAGAGGCCUGUGCCAACGAAGCUGCAACCAUGGCAACCUACAACCAGCUGUCCUAUGCUCAGAAGGCCAAGUACCACCUCUGUUCGGCAGGCUGGCUUGAGAGUGGGCGGGUCGCCUACCCCACAGCCUAUGCCUCCCAGAACUGUGGCUCCGGCGUCGUUGGGAUAGUGGACUAUGGACCAAGAAACAAUAAGAGUGAAAUGUGGGAUGUCUUCUGCUACCGGAUGAAAGAUGUGAACUGCACCUGUAAGGUGGGCUACGUGGGAGAUGGCUUCUCGUGCAGUGGGAAUCUGUUGCAGGUCCUGAUGUCCUUCCCCUCACUCACAAACUUCCUGAUGGGAGUGCUGGCCUAUUCCAACAGCUCAGCCAGAGGCCGGGCGUUUCUGAAACACCUGACUGACCUGUCAACUCGCAGCACCCUCUUCGUGCCACAGAACAGCGGGCUGGGGGAAAAUGAGACGCUGUCUGGGCGGGACAUCGAGCACCACUUCGCCAAUGUCAGCAUCUUUUUUUACAAUGACCUUGUCAACGGUACCAUCCUGCAAACUAGGCUGGGAAGCCAGCUGCUCAUCACCUCCAGCCAGGAUCAGGGCCAACUGGAGACCAGGUUUGUCGAUGGAAGAGCCAUUCUGCAGUGGGACAUCUUUGCUUCCAAUGGGAUCAUUCAUGUCAUUUCCAGGCCUCUAAAAGCACCUCCUGCCCCAGUGACUGCAGUCCACACUGGCUUGGGGACAGGGAUAUUCUUUGCCAUCACCCUGGUCAUUGGUGCCAUCGCUUUGGCUGCGUAUUCUUACUUCCGACUCCACCGGAGAACGACUGGCUUCCAGCGUUUUGAGUCAGAAGAGGAUAUUGACGUCACAGCUCUUGGCAAGCGCCAGCCUGAGAACGUCUCAAACCCUAUGUAUGAAAGCGCCACCUCGGCUCCCCCAGAACCUUCCUACGACCCCUUCACGGUCUCUGAAGAGCAGCAGCUGGAGAGUGGUGACCCUCUGGGGGUGCAGUGAGGGCAACGGACCUGCAAUGGCCGGCCAUCACCCACAGCCACCUGGGCCAGCCGAGCCCUCAGAAAGGCUGUCAACUGUGAAUCCUUAGCGCCAGUGCCUUUUGGGAACCUAAGGUCUUUUAACAUUUGGAAGUAUGAAGCAUCUGAGCUGUACCGCAUCUCUCUGGUUAAUCUGGAGGACUCAUUUCUGUGACUGAGGGACCGUGUCAAAUGCACCCACCCACUCAGGGGACUUCUCCUUCCUCUGUUUGCUGUCCUUCCUAUGUACCUUUAGAUGGCACUUACUGCAUUCUCCCCAACUCGAUAGUAACUGUGACCUUGUCUUAUUUUCCUGUUAGAUCACAAGCUCCCCGAGGCAGGGUCUCACCUCAUUCGUCUUGUGUCUCAGCACUUAGCACCAUGUCUGACACAUGAAAUGUACUCAAUAAAUGUUUAAGGAACGGAAAGUCAGUGGAAUAAAUCUACUGUUCUGGGAAACAAAAAUACCAUGCGUCCCAGGAGGGGUUAAACUUUGAAGAUAAAAUCCACUUUUUAGAACUAAUAAUCAGAGCCUU
This is a messenger RNA of Pteropus alecto (black flying fox), 8044 nucleotides long. It is a transcript of the gene STAB2, whose product is annotated as stabilin 2. The transcript has 68 exons. Gene Ontology annotation, biological process: cell adhesion. The record is from RefSeq and is a predicted model, not a curated record. Bases 1 to 7491 code for a protein of 2496 amino acids. Gene Ontology annotation, molecular function: calcium ion binding; hyaluronic acid binding. NCBI's taxonomy places the organism in Eukaryota, Metazoa, Chordata, Mammalia, Chiroptera, Pteropodidae.